CUCGUGCGGGAAAGAACAGCAGCAGCAAAACCAACCCUUCCAUAGUUUAGGAAAAGAUUUCAUUGCGGUGGAGCGCACAAGUUCCACAUUAGGAGGAGGAGGGGGGCACUUUGGCUAUUGUUCUAGCUAGCUUGUUUAGCGGCUAGUGUUUUUCGCUUGAAAAAUCCCUUUUGGGCUAUAUGGCUACGAAUUUUGACCCAAUUUAUGGACUCUCCGAAGAUGAAAAUGAAUCCCGCAUCCUUCGUGUCAAGGUUAUUGCAGGCAUUGACCUGGCCAAGAAGGACAUUAUUGGUGCCAGCGAUCCUUAUGUCAAACUAUCCCUCUAUGUCGCAGAUGAAAACCGUGAGCUUGCCUUAGUACAGACAAAAACCAUCAAAAAGACUCUGAAUCCCAAAUGGAAUGAGGAGUUCUAUUUCAGAGUCUGCCCUCAGAACCACAGACUUCUCUUCGAAGUGUUUGAUGAAAAUAGAUUGGCGCACUUUGGUCAUGAUCGCUCCAAGAAUGGCCUUUUCAACUUCGGACAGACCAGAGAUGACUUCCUUGGACAAGUGGAUGUGCCUCUUAACCAUUUGCCGACGGAGGAUCCAGCGAUGGAGCGGCCAUACACAUUUAAAGAUUUCCUCCUCCGCCCGCGAAGUCACAAGUCCAGGGUAAAGGGUUACUUGCGGCUAAAGAUGGCGUACCUGCCGAAAAACGGGGGACAGGAAGAGGAGACCACGGACUUGAGGGAGGAGGCUGAGGGCUGGGAAGUUACAGACUCUGCUGAUGCAGGUUCUCAGAGAGCCCAGCAGCUCCUGCCUCCUCUGCCUCCAGGCUGGGAAGAGAAGGUGGACAAUCUGGGACGCACCUAUUAUGUGAAUCACAACAACCGCACGACACAGUGGAAAAGGCCCAGCAAUGUGGAUGUGGUGUCGGAGACGGAGAACGAUAACCACAUCCGGCAGAUUAAUCAGGAGGCUCACCGAGUUUUCCGCUCCCGCCGACACAUCAGCGAGGACCUCGAGAACGAGCAUGUGGACGUCAGAGAAAUGGACGAUUCAUGGGAGCCAAUCUCUGAAGAGGACCCCGCUUUGGUGGGGGAUACUCUGAGCCAGUCGAUGUCAGGCCCCACCUUAGCCACAGUUGCACCUCAGUCCAGCUCUCAGGAGUUCUCUGACGAGAUUAAUUUACGUCUCUCUCUUACUCCUGACACAAAUGGAGAAAUACCUGGACCCAAUUCUGCAGUGCAGAGUCAUCUCUCCUCCAGACUGCGUUCUUCCAGUAUGACAGACGGAGUCAGUGAUCAGGCUCAACCUCCUCCUCCCACGAGCUCCCAGCCCAGACGCAGCCGAGCUCAAACCGUCACUGGCGUUGAGGAACCUAUGUCCCCAUCCGCUGCUUACGCCCUGACCACCCCGGGCCUGCCCCCAGGCUGGGAGGAGAGGAAAGAUGCCAAGGGUCGCACUUACUACGUCAACCACAACAACCGCAGCACCACCUGGACACGGCCCAUUUUACAGCACACUGAAGAUGGAGCUAGCACCUCAGGUGCAACAGGGGGCGCCAGUGCCUCCACUCCCUCUGCCUCCACCCCUGCCUCCACCAGCGGCCACUUGAGCGAACCCCAAAUGCGCAGACCCCGUAGUCUCAGCUCCCCUACUGUCACCCUCUCCACACCCCUGGAGGGAGCCAAUAACAUCCAGGUACGGCGAGCGGUUAAGGACACAUUAUCAAACCCACAGUCACCCCAGCCUUCCCCAUACAGCUCACCAAAAUCCCAACAUAAGAACAACCAGAGCUUCCUGCCACCGGGCUGGGAAAUGAGGAUAGCUCCCAAUGGACGACCCUUCUUCAUUGACCACAACAGCAGAACCACCACCUGGGAGGACCCACGCCUAAAGUAUCCCGUCCACAUGAGAACAAAAGCCACCCUGGAUCCUGGCGACCUUGGUCCGCUGCCUCCUGGGUGGGAGGAACGAGUGCAUGCUGAUGGCAGAACCUUCUACAUCGACCACAACACGAGAAACACUCAGUGGGAGGACCCACGCCUUCAGAGUCCAGCCAUCACUGGACCUGCUGUGCCGUACUCAAGAGAGUUCAAACAGAAGUAUGAUUACUUCAGAAAGAAGUUAAAGAAACCGGCGGAUAUCCCUAACCGCUUUGAGAUGAAAUUGCACAGGAAUAACAUCUUUGAGGAGUCAUACAGACGAAUUAUGUCUCUGAAGAGGCCGGACAUCCUGAAAGCUCGCCUCUGGAUUGAGUUUGAGUCCGAGAAAGGCCUGGACUAUGGGGGUGUGGCCAGGGAAUGGUUUUUCCUCCUCUCCAAAGAGAUGUUCAACCCUUAUUAUGGAUUGUUUGAAUACUCAGCAACAGAUAAUUACACACUCCAGAUCAACCCCAACUCUGGCUUAUGCAAUGAAGACCACCUCUCAUACUUCAAGUUCAUUGGCCGUGUGGCAGGCAUGGCUGUGUACCAUGGAAAGCUGUUGGACGGCUUCUUCAUCCGACCCUUCUACAAGAUGAUGCUGGGAAAACAGAUUACACUUAAAGACAUGGAGUCUGUGGACAGUGAAUACUACAAUUCUCUCAAAUGGAUCCUGGAAAACGACCCAACAGAGCUGGACCUGCGGUUCUGCAUCGAUGAAGACAAUUUUGGCCAGACAUACCAGGUUGACCUGAAACCGAGUGGUUCGGAUAUGGUCGUCACAAAUGAGAACAAAAAGGAGUAUAUUGACCUGGUGAUUCAGUGGAGGUUUGUGAAUCGAGUACAGAAACAGAUGAAUGCCUUCCUGGAGGGUUUCACUGAACUCAUCCUCAUUGACUUAAUCAAGAUAUUUGACGAGAAUGAGUUGGAGUUGUUGAUGUGCGGUCUGGGAGACGUGGAUGUAAAUGACUGGAGACAGCACACUGUCUAUAAGAAUGGCUAUUGCCCCAAUCAUCCUGUCAUCCAGUGGUUCUGGAAGGCCGUUUUGUUGAUGGAUGCAGAGAAGAGGAUUCGGCUACUGCAGUUUGUCACUGGCACAUCCAGAGUGCCUAUGAAUGGCUUUGCCGAGCUCUAUGGUUCCAAUGGACCGCAGCUGUUUACCAUUGAACAGUGGGGAACCCCAGACAAGCUCCCUCGAGCUCACACCUGCUUUAACCGGCUGGACCUGCCCGCUUAUGAGACCUUUGACGACCUUAGAGAGAAGCUGCUCAUGGCUGUGGAAAAUGCUCAAGGCUUUGAGGGCGUUGAUUAAAGGACAACAGAGAAAAGAAAACAAAAAAAAACAUCUAUGCUGUCAAUGCAACUGAUAACACUAAGCACAGACUCUCACACACACACACACACACACACACACACACACACACAGACACACAGACACACACACAGACACAAGCUGCCAUCAUACAGCCAAACUACAGUGGCUGCAAGUGUGCUUCUCCAGUGCAGUACAUGCAUGUUUAUGUAUGCAGAAGUGCCACGGCGAAGUCCUGUGAGACUUAACAGAGACUUGCAGUAUGCUAGUGUGCAGUGUCCUUUAAGCCUCUCCGUUUCUUUCUCUCUCUCUCCCUCUCUCUCUCUCUCUCUCCCUCUGUGAGAGGAGGAGUGGAAGCAGUGCAGCCGAAAAAAACCCCACUUUCAUAUGAGCGAUGCUUCAGCCUGACGACCUGUUUUAGAGAGCGAGAGAGAGAGAGAGCGAGUCCUCAGACGCCUUUCGGUAUUUCUGCUGAGCUCUGAGGGGGGGAAACGGCCUCGACAAAGACAAACUCUUUUUUGUUUUUUUUUUUGUUUUUUUGUUUUGUUUUUUUGCAUUCUUUGAAUAAUAACAAUAAUAAAGAAGUAAUAGCUGCAGCAUAAAUGGGCAAUGAUCCGAUCACCCUUAUCAGGUCUUAAACUCCACCAGAUUACCUUAGGAAUUACAGCCGUGCAAAUGAGGAAGAGGAGAAAACCCACCUCCUCGCGCCUCAUCCUCACUCUGCUACUUAACGCCGAGUCUGACCUUCUCUCCUUCCUUCCACAAGGAUUAUUUUUUUAUCUUCUUUUGCAAAGCCAAGAAGGAACAGGAUGUUCAUAAUCGUUUUUAGAUUUUUAUUCUUAUUGUUAUAAUUGUUAUCAUUAUUAUUCUUAUAGAGUACACUGAUGUAUUUGUACUGGUAAUGUCGUUUACUAUUUUAGACUAUGUUAUCUUAAGGCAAGGAUCAGGCCUGUGUGAAAUGAAUAAAUAAAUAAUAAUGAAAUGAAAGUCCAUAUCAUUGUGGGGAAGACGCGGUUAACAAGCUUAUUGUAGUGCUACGAAAACUGGCAUGAACAUGUAUCUUGUGUUUUGAUAUGAUUACGUAGUAAUUAUAAAAAGGUAUUCUUCUUGGUUGAAAGAAAGCGCCCUGACAUAUCAGGGAAGCAUAAGACAUGUAAAUGAGUUUGUUGGAGGCGGUUUUUGUCACAAUUAUUGUUAUUCUGCUUAUCCUUGUUCAUAAAGCUGUAAAUUAAUUUCUUUAUUAAAAACAAGCAAACAAACAUUGAAUUCUUUCACUAUAUGUAUUACACCUGAAAUGAGUAUUAAUGAACAACAUUUUGACAGAAAGAAGCUGUGAGUGAGUGAGAGAGAGAGAGAGAAAUAUGACUCGCCCCUGUUUGAGCCACAUUUUCUUAGCAUAUUAAAAAAAAUGUAGUGACUUUCUUUAAAUUUGUAUUUCAUUUCAUCUCUCUCUUUUUUUUUUUUUUUUUAAAUUUUCUAACACCACUGAACUUAAAGGGCACUUUAUCGAUUACUCACUACAGUCAUGCCACCUGUUGUAUGUCUUCUAUCAUUAACUUGAAUGUGAUUCUUUUUUUUUUCCCUGUUAAAAGCACUCGAUUACCUGGUGCAAUAUCUUUGAUCUCUAAUCUGCCUGCUGCUAAAGUAUGGAACACCUCAGUUAUGAAGCUGGGCUUUCUGUGAUCGAGAGGAGCCUCCCCAUAAGAUACUGAUCAGGGAUCAGUUGUCUUUCAUUUGAUAAAUGUGUAAACAAGAAUUGGACAUAGAGAAACUGAUUCUUGAUCAGGACUUAAGGGCAGGUACUCCCCUGGAGCAAGACUUCAGACUGGUCCUUUCCUUUUGGGUUUUCUUGUCUCAGCCAAUGUGAUACUAACAUGGCUCAAUAGAUUUGUGAUAUUAUUAUUAUUAUUAUUGUUGUUGUUGUUUACUUUUUAGGGGCUGAUUUUUUGAAAGGAGAAUGUUCACAUCAUAAUUCCACAUCUCCAUCAGCCCUUGCAAUUUGCAUAACUUGGAUCAAAUUAAAAAUGAAAUGUGGAUCUUA
Chanos chanos (milkfish) is the source of this 5256-nucleotide messenger RNA. It is a transcript of the gene nedd4l, whose product is annotated as NEDD4 like E3 ubiquitin protein ligase. Bases 180 to 3215 code for a protein of 1011 amino acids. Gene Ontology annotation, molecular function: ubiquitin protein ligase activity; sodium channel inhibitor activity; protein binding. The record is from RefSeq and is a predicted model, not a curated record. The transcript has 32 exons. Gene Ontology annotation, biological process: ubiquitin-dependent protein catabolic process; regulation of dendrite morphogenesis; protein ubiquitination. Lineage: Eukaryota; Metazoa; Chordata; Actinopteri; Gonorynchiformes; Chanidae. Gene Ontology annotation, cellular component: cytoplasm.